This is a messenger RNA of Abrus precatorius (Indian licorice), 1759 nucleotides long. RefSeq names its product RNA-binding protein 25. The record is from RefSeq and is a predicted model, not a curated record. NCBI's taxonomy places the organism in Eukaryota, Viridiplantae, Streptophyta, Magnoliopsida, Fabales, Fabaceae. The transcript is spliced from 8 exons. The coding region runs from base 56 to 1090 and encodes 344 amino acids.
CCCGUUUCUGCGACUUGACUCACUGCAAAACCCGAAGCUGAGCUCGGAGCCAAACAUGUCGAGAGAUGGAAACGGAAACGAUACCCUGCCGAGAAAGGCAGCGAGCUUAGAGAAAGACGAAGCUCCGUCAAAGAGGGAUUCCAGAAAAGCACGAGUAAAUUCUGAUGUAGACUCAGAAACCGACAGAAAGCACAGUAAUUCCAGGAGGAAAGCGCGAGGAAGCUCGGAUUCUGACAGCGAGAAACCACACAGGAGGAAGAGGAAAUCGCGGAGGCGCUACAACAGCGACUCGGAUUCCGAUUCCGGUUCGAGUUCCAGUUCGGAGGAGGAAGAUUCGGAGCGGUCCGGUUCGGAGUCGGAAUUGGAAUCGGAGAGCGAGGAGGAGAGGAAGGAAAGGAAGAGGAAGGAGAAGAGGAGGAGGAGGGAGCGGGAGGAAGAAAGGGAGAGGAAGAGAAGGCGGAGAGAGAAAGAGAGGAAGAAGCGGAAGAAGGAGAAAGAAGAGGAGAGAAGGAAGAAAGAGAAGCUGAAGAAGAAGAAAAAGAAGGACAAGAAGAAGAAGGAGAAGCAGGAGAGAGGGAAGAAGGGAGCAGUGACAAAUUCUUGGGGAAAAUAUGGUGUUAUUAGAGAAACUGAUAUGUGGACUAAACGACCAGAGUUCACUGCAUGGUUGGCAGAAGUAAAGCAGGUGAAUCUGGAGAAUCUGGCCAAUUGGGAAGAAAAACAGAUGUUCAAAGAGUUCAUGGAGGAUCACAACACAGCUACCUUUCCUUCCAAAAAGUACUAUGAUCUUGAUGCUUACUACAGGCGUCAAAUGGAAAAAGAGAGGCAAAAAGGUGUUAAGAAGAUCCAGGCAACAGAACGUACUGUUUUCAACGAUGAGGAACAGCGCAGGCAAGAAUUGUUGCAAGCUCGUGAAAAGCAUAAGGAAGAGCAAGUGAUGGUAUUGAAACGCUCUAUGCAAAGUGGAAUGGCACAAGCAAUGAAGGAGCAAGCUCAACUCAGGGAGGAGAUGGCUUACCAGUACAAGCUUGGAAACUUUGAGGCUGCUGCUGCUAUCCAGAGAAGGUUGGAUCCUGAUGCUGCCAUAUAGUUGGACAUGACUUACUGUAAAUUGAAGAAUCAGGUGAUAGAGUGACGAUGAUCUUGUCACCGUGACAAUCUCAUUUUAUGCCAGCUAUGCAUCUUUUGGCAUAUUGGGUCAGCAUUUGCCGCUUGACCCAAAAAAACUGAGUUAGCAUUUGCCGUCGAGGAGUUAUUUUCCGAUAGAUGAGUAAAUGUUCACUGUUAUAACGUAUUAACAUUGCUAAUCGAAGAGUGUUGCUUCUUCACAAGAUGGAGAUUUUGGCGUUGUAUUCGAUCAAAGUGACCAUUUCAAAACGGUUGAGUCCGAGCUACAUGCCAUCUGGUGUCCAUCCCUCAUCACUCGAACAGAUUGAAAUUGGCUGUGGCAUGUGUAAAGUCUCUCGUUGGUGGAAAAUUUGUUUUCCCGUUCAUCUUUCCAAAAGAUCUUUUAUCUGAAACUUUUUAUUUUUAAGGAUGGAUUUGGAUAUAUAAUUUAAUUGAGCACAUGUUUAAUAAUUUUUAAAAGAAAUCUUAGGUUAGUUUUCAUAAAAAGGUUUAAAAAUAGUUACUGGAGACAAAUUAUUUUCAUUAGUUUCUUCAUAUGUCUCUUCAAUAUUAGUCAAGGCUUGGGGCCUUUCUUUUGACUGUGUAACGAGUAAUAAAGAGGGAAACGUUUUGUACUGUGCGUUGAUUAUUU